AUGAGGCACUGGCUGCAAACACUUUUCCUAAGGAAAUUUAAAGUCAGCCUCCUCUUCCUCCUGCUCUUGGCUGUCCUGGUGCACCUGGCGAUGGAUUUGACUCUCUCUGCAGCCCACAGGCCCUGCGGCUGUGACGGGAAAGCACCGAAAGCCUCAGGUGUGCCCUCGGGCAGCCCUGUGCUGGCCAGCCUCAAAAAGCUGAGCCUGCGAAUCCUUCAGGAUUUCAGCGGCAGCAACGGCUCCUUGGAGCAAAGCUCCCGACCGCGGGGAGCAGAGAGGGCUGGGGAGCCCAGGAUCCCGUGGCAGGGCAGCACUGAGGGAUCGAAGCUGGCAGCGCUUUUCGAGCAUCCUCUUUACAACACCCCGAUGCCAGAGGUGACGGAGAAAGACAAGCUGUUUGUAGUCAAUCCCAUGGAGAAGUUCAGCCUGCGCAGCAGCGGGAGUGAUGAAUGGGUCAGCAGCAGUAAAGCCGAGACGCUCCCCCCGACAGGGAAGACGGCCUACGACACCUACCCCACCUGGCUCAAAUUCCACGUCGGCAUCAACCGCUAUGAGCUGUACCCUCGCCGGGACCCCCUGCUGCUCCCCCUCCUCCAGGACCUGGCCAUGCAGAGGAUUGUCAGCUCGGUCCAGAAGACUGGUGGGACCCAGCUCAAGCUCAUCAUGACAUUUCCAAAUUAUGGGCAGGCUCUCUUCAAGCCCAUGAAGCAGACCCGGGACCAGGAGACCCCCGCCGACUUGUUCUAUUUCUCAGACUUUGAGCGGCACAACGCAGAGAUUGCAGCCUUCCACCUGGACAGGAUCCUGGACUUUCGGCGAAUCCCUCCAGUUUCUGGCCGUUUGGUCAACAUAACGAAGGAGAUUCGUGACAUCACCACGGACAAGAAACUGGCCAAGACUUUCUUCAUCUCCCCAGUGGGCAACGUCUGCUUCUACGGGGAGUGCUCCUACUACUGCUCCACCGAGCACGCCGUCUGCGGCAGGCCGGACCAGCUGGAGGGCUCCAUGGCCACCCUGCUGCCCGACAAGACCUUGGCCAAGCGCCGCUCCUGGCGCAGCCCCUGGCGCCGCUCCUACCACAAGAGCAAGAAGGCUGAGUGGGAGUUGAACCCCAACUACUGCGCUAAGGUGCGGGAGACGCCGCCCUACGACAGGGGCCAUCACCUCCUUGACCUCAUCGACAUGGCGGUCCUCGAUUUCCUUAUGGGCAACAUGGACCGGCACCACUAUGAGACCUUCGAGAAAUUUGGGAACGACACUUUCCUCCUCCACCUGGACAACGGCCGCGGCUUCGGCACGCACUCACGUGAUGAACUAUCCAUCCUGGCCCCCCUCCAGCAAUGCUGCAGCAUCAAGAAGUCAACCUACCUGCGUCUGCAGCUGCUGGCCACCCAGCCCUACCGCCUGAGCGACCUGCUGCGGGAGGCGCUGGCUGCCGACCCGCUGGCCCCCAUCCUGGCCGAGCCCCACCUGCGGGCGCUGGACCGUCGCCUGGGGAAGGUGCUGGCAGCGGUGGCACGCUGCCUGGCCAGGACGGCCCACCCGCACCAGGUGCUGGUGGAUGAUGUGGGGUCGCGGGUGUGA
This is a messenger RNA of Colius striatus (speckled mousebird), 1584 nucleotides long. RefSeq names its product extracellular serine/threonine protein kinase FAM20C. NCBI's taxonomy places the organism in Eukaryota, Metazoa, Chordata, Aves, Coliiformes, Coliidae. The coding region runs from base 1 to 1584 and encodes 527 amino acids. Gene Ontology annotation, cellular component: Golgi apparatus. Gene Ontology annotation, molecular function: phosphotransferase activity, alcohol group as acceptor. The transcript is spliced from 10 exons. Gene Ontology annotation, biological process: protein phosphorylation. The record is from RefSeq and is a predicted model, not a curated record.